Messenger RNA from Tetrahymena thermophila SB210, 813 nucleotides. RefSeq names its product cyclic nucleotide-binding domain protein. The transcript is spliced from 10 exons. The record is from RefSeq and is a predicted model, not a curated record. Gene Ontology annotation, cellular component: cytosol; perinuclear region of cytoplasm; nucleus. Gene Ontology annotation, biological process: activation of GTPase activity; nucleocytoplasmic transport. Gene Ontology annotation, molecular function: small GTPase binding; GTPase activator activity. Lineage: Eukaryota; Ciliophora; Oligohymenophorea; Hymenostomatida; Tetrahymenidae.
AUGUUGAAAAAACUAAAUUUUAUUCAUCUAAAAUAGUUUGUAGUAUCAUCUCUAUCUUCUCUUACUGAUGUUGAGAUAGACUUAACUUACUCAAAUUUAAAUGAAGAGUCUUCAUAAAUAUUAGGCAAAGCGUUAGAAAGUUGUUAAAAGCUCUAAAAUUUAGCUCUUUACCUUUCAGGAAAUGAAAUUAAUGCAAUGGGUGCAUCAUAUUUAGGCUUAGGCUUAUAGAACUGCCCAAAUCUUUCAGUCUUAAUACUAUUCCUUAGCUAAAAUAAAUUAUGUGAUAUAGGAGUAUACAAUAUAGGUAAUUCUUUGUCUAGGUGUCCUAAUCUCUAAAAUCUGACAUUAUAGCUCUAAUCUAAUAAUUUUGGAGCUAAUGGUAUAGAAAAUUUAGCUUUUGCUUUAUCAAAAUGUGCUCGUUUAUCAAUUUUGACACUUUAUCUAUAAAAUAAUUUCCUUUAGGAUAAAGGAGCUUAAAUUCUUGGGUCUGCUCUAUAAAACAUGUAGAACCUCUAAAAUUUGAAACUUGACCUUGGGUGUUGCAAAAUUGGUAACUAAGGAGCUAUAGAUUUAGUUUAGAGCUUUGUAAAAUGCAGUAAAUUAAAAUAAUUGAUGCUUUAUCUCUAUACAAACUCAAUUGAUGAUCUUGGUUUACGAAAUCUAUGCAUUGCUUUAAAAAAAUGCAAUAGAAUAUAAAAUUUUGUACUCUGUCUUAUUGAGAAUAAACUUAUGAACGUAAAGGGAUUAUAGUUACACAAAAAAAUAACUAAGAUGAAGAGAUUAGUUAGUUACUAAAUUUAGAUUGUUGCUUGA